CGGUAUAUAUAGUUUAUCAACACGAUAAGCUGAUAAGGCUUACACAUAUCAAUACGGAAAAAUUGUAUAUUUUCUCGGAAACUUCGCCCUAUAUGACCAUAUAUUGAUCAAGAAAAUUGGCGAAGAUUAACUGAGACACUAGAUAAAUGUCGAAUUAAUUCUGUACGCCGGUGUGUCGUUGCACCGUCAGUCGUGAGUUACGCGAGCGGAGCGACAUACAAACAUUCCCUGAGGUGGAACAGCCGCGACCGCUUUGUUUUGGCUUUCAACCGAGAUCUCGGACAUGUGAGCACGAAACACAAUGGCUCUCUCAUCGAAUUGCUGGAAAUAUCUUGUGCUGACCUUCAAUAUUUUGUUCGCUAUGUCAGCAGUGGUACUUUUUGGCGCUAGUGGAUUUUUUUUGUACCGGCUUUUUAUCUACCGCCACUUCAUUGGAGUAACCGUAGAGUACCCAGCAAUUUUAUUGCUGAUGAUGGCCAUCAUUACUUGUUCCAUUGCCUGGAUCGGAUGGAGAACGGCGAAAUCCAUGCAUCAAAUUCAUGUUAUAAUGGCGGGUAUCCUCAUCAUUCUGGUUGUGAUCAUAGAAUUCUCGUGUUUCGUGUGGGCGAUGGUGGUGUGGGACAACAUCGAGAUAGACAUCACGACGACAAUGACGUCAUACUUUAUGUUGUCUAGUGAAAACAAAGAAACAAAUGCGGAUUCCGUUCGAUGGGACAGAUUGCAUGUUAAGUUUGAAUGCUGUGGAGUGAAUGGUCCUAACGAUUACAGCACGACUGGUCACGUGCCAUUUUCGUGCUGCGGCCAAGGACCAUUGGACUCUAUCCAGAAACCAUAUACCUCAGACUGCUCAACACUGUACCAAAGAGGUUGCGGGAACUUAUUGCACGACUACGCAAAGAACCAGCUGUUGAUGGUUGCUAUGGCGGCGCUCACAGCUUCUAUGUUGCAGAGCACGGGUAUAUUCUGCACAUUCUUCUUGGCGCACGCGAUCAAGGAGAAACGAAGAGCUUCCAUUAGGCAUUCGACGUCAGUACGAGAAUCGACAUUCGCAGCACCCGACGACUCCUUGCUGGCACCGACAGCCCCCGCUCCAACCUUGCCAAAGUAUUAGAAUUAUAAUAUAAAUAAGUUAUUAGUAUAUUCUAGAUUUUUCGAAUUGUAUUAAUGUUAGUAGCUUUCAACAAUCGUUAUACUCGUGCUGAGCCAAUCGGACCAAUCUUGCCAAUCACACGAGCCAUCGAAAAAAUAAUAAACUUACCAAUGUACUUAUGAAGAGGGAAGCUAAUUUUACAUUCAACCUUUCGUAACAGAACAUACAUUGUAAAUAGAUUAAACAAUUAAAACAUCAUUAGAAUUUGUAUAAAAAAUAAUGACAUAAUAUAUUCUUCUGUAAGCUGUAUUAAGCUGUAUCUUUAACCGAGUGAGGAUAAAACUGAAUUAAGGGUUGAUUUCAUUUUGUAUAAGGUAUCAAACUCAAUUUUAUAAAAUCUUUCGAAUAAGAUAGUCCAGACUAGUGGACCUUAAGUACUUAUGAAAAGUUUAGAGAAAUAGCAGAUUAACAUUAGUCCCCAAUAUUACUAGAAGGCUACCCUAGAUUGAGUCAUCGAACACUUCCUCGUCCGAAACGAAACCUAUAAAAAAUAAAACAAUCUUAUUUUAGAAUAAGCAGUUAUCUUAAAGUAGAAGACGAAUACGAAUUUGAUAAAAGUUAAAAAUACUUUUCAGUGGGAUUCAUAGUUUUUAAGAUUACCAAUAAGCAAUUGUGUCGCAAAGAUGUUUUUGGACGAGAGAAUAAAAUUUUAUAUAAAGAAAAAUAUUAACUUAAUAAAACAAUAACCGAUUUUUUUUUUUUUACAAUUGGUGCAAAUAAGGACGAACUAUAAAAUAUUAAGGCCUUUAUUAAUGUCAUACUUUCAAUUUCGUAACGAUUAGGUAUUUGAUGAAAUUGAAAUGCAUUUAACAAAAUAAAAAUCUUAUGGACGGCAGGCUUUAGUCAUGUUUGAGAAUUAAUUUAUGAUUCGAAUUGACUUAAUAUAUGUAUGAUGAGUUAUAUGAUUUUAUGAAUAAACAUUUACGUUCGACGCUAUUUUGAUGCGUGUAAGCUUGAAGAAUUACUAUAUUUUUUUUGGUUUGGCUUUUGCCAAGAGGGCACAGAUUAUUUUGCCAAGGUCACGUGCGAAAGAAUUAUUGUACUUUUAUUACCUAUUUGUGAAUAUGACAUAUCACUUUCUGACAUUUCAUCUCGUACUACGUCGAGUUACAAGUUCGUUUAUUUAAUCGUAAUCUUUAACAUUAACUAUGACAUUCUAACAAAAACUAUGACAUUAACUUAUAAUAAUGAUACUAAAUCCAUUUUUCGUCCCAACGGCCUAAGUAUAAGCCAAUAUGGUUGAACUACCUGCAAAUUUUGUAAUACAAUUGUGGAAUGCUCGAAAUCUUAAAUGCGUUUAAAUAAUGUUAAUGAUUGCUUAUAUUUUUUAGUAACUAAUCUGCUUUUAAAUUAGUGAUGUUUAUCAGCAAAUGUUGUAUGUAAAAAACGACAUACGAUACUCGAUGGAAAAUGUUGAUAGCCGACUUACGAUCAUUCCUAUUUCCUUGGGUGUUUAUCAUAAACAUUAAUUAACUGUUAUUGUCAAUGUCACUUGUCACUUUUGACGUUUCAAAGUCGAGUUUUGCGUACAGCCUAUUCCAAUUGAAGUAGGAAAAAAAAACAGACCUUAGAUUUACGUAUUGCAUGGGAUUUGCUAAUAACUCAGCUAUAUUGUGCACUACUAAGAGUCGUAGUGAAUAUCAUAGAUUAAUCAAGCUCUCGACCAAUGAUAUCGCAUCAGUUUACUGUCAAAUGUUGUUUUUUUGCCUUUUUUCCUCUUACGGUUGAAAUAGAGCUAGGUAUAUUUUUAAAGAAUAGUUCGUUUAAAUCGACUGCCAUUUCGGUCAUCAAUUAACUCUUAAAGUCUUUGAAUGAUUAUAAUUAGAAUGUCGAAAGAAAUAUGAUUCAAAUUUAUAAUUAAACGUAGGUAUAUCGUCAAUUGUGCAUUUGUUUGUCCAAAGACAAUAAUAAAUUUAAUUAGUCAGAUAUAAAUAUUUAAGGGACUAAUAUUUUAUUAUUAUUUGUUCAAUGCUUUUAAUAAAAUUAUACAUAACGGUUUCAUAAGAAAUUACGGUAAUUCUUAAUUACAUAAUCUACUAUCAUUAUAUAUCAGUGGGAAAUUUGAUACACUUUUUCUUUUUCUACUGCCCUGGUUAAGGAUGAAUAAUAUUUUUAUUAUAUUAAAUUUUUGGGAUUUGAUCAUGGAGGUAUAAAUACCAAUAUCUCGUCUUGAGGCACUAACCAAAAUUUUUUCGCGUUUUAAGUAGGCACAAGUAAUAAAAAAGGUUGUAAUUGAAAAAAGUAAGAAAAUUAAGACCCAAUUUAAAAUCGGAAAAUAUUUUUAUAUUUAUAAACUUGUAUUAUAUAUAUAUUUAUAUAUUAGAAACCAUGGAAACAGCAAAUGUCGAAAAUAAUAUAAUACUAAUAUAACACUACAUUAUACAAUAUCAGUAACGAGUAAGAUACAUGAUAAUUCAACUCAACAAAAAAAUUAACAAAAUGAUUCAUAUCGGUCAAUUUGACUGUAAGCAAGAAUUGUAUUUUGUAAACGUUUGGUAUAGUUUUAGUUUUAUUUUUUUUCAUAUCGACGACACAAUCAGGGAAUACAUUAGAAUAUACUAAUAGGUAUGUACUAUAACUUGUUUGUAGAUUUAUUGUAGAUAGAAUAAUAAAUGGCUGUCACAAAUUUCACCUGUAACUUUGUCACAGAUAAUAUUAUAGUUUUUGUGUGUUCAUUCUAAUUAUAUAAUAAUUCAAAAUUCAUAAUCAGCGAUAGCAACAAAUGAAUAAUUUUAUAAAUUAAUGAUUAUUAUUAUUAUUAUGCAAUAUUUUUUAUUAUUUUUUUAUAUUUUACCUGCCAGGAUAAGCAUGACCUGAUGUGGAAUAGGAUGUAAUUAAUAAUAAUAAGAAGAAACAAUGUCCGCGUUAUGUAUUAACUUAUUUCUGUCUUGUAGAACUAUCGACAGUUGACCUGGAAAACUAUUCAGGAUAUCAAAAGUACUAUCGAUAUAUCGAUUUUAUUAUAUUAUCGAUAGUAUCAAUAGUAUUGCUCAUGGGGAUACUAUCGACAGACUAUCGAUAGACUACCGAUGCUACUUCGAUAGUGGACUAUUGGUAUGCAAUACUAACUUAUUUAUUUAAUGUACGAGCGAAUGAUUACAUAAUAUUAAUAAAUGCUUUAUUUGUCAAUGUCGUUCAAAUACUAUUAUCGUAUGACUAUUUAUUGUAGGUACUAUUAUAUGCAACUAAUUACUUACUACUUACCCUCAUUAACAGGAUUACAUUUCAUAAGUCUUUACGAUUUAACCUCAAUAACUGUUUAAAUUUAUGUUUAUGGUUUAUAGUAUGUGAUUAUUCUUAAUCUUAUAUCAUGCUUUUUUCAAAGCGGUCACCAAAACCUGUUUUUUGAUUUCGUAGUCCAAACUAAUAUUGUAAGUGAUAAAACUUUUUACAACGUCAUCUGGUAUAAAGAUAAUCUUUUGCAAAGCUUAGCCUUAGGUGUAGAUGGAAUUAUUUUUGUAUAUUUUUUUUAUUCAGAGUUUGUGCUUCGUUCAAUUUUUGUUUGUGUGUCUUAUGUCAGAAGUGUCAUAAGCUAGUGUCUUAUGUCAGCGUGUUGUUUGUAAUCAAACUACCAAUCUAUCUAAACAUAAUUAUUUUCUCAAAGCGUAUCAAAUCUUUAUUAUUCUUAUGUAUGCACCUCGACGAUAUGGUUGUUAAUUCGCUUUGUAUAAAGCAAUAUUAUUCUUCUUUUAUUUAACCAUAGAGCCUAGUAAAGAUAUUGACAGAAAAUUUGAUUUUAUAAUAUUUCUUCAAUAUUUAUUAUUUUAAAGCUUAUAGUACUACAAUCCUUGCCUGUGUACGAUCCAGAUCUAAAUGGUGCGAAAAUUGAAUGUCUUUUUACUUUUCUGGGUUAUAAUCAAAUGCAUUUUAUCGAUAAAUUGUGAUAGUUUGUUUUUUUUUUUCUGUGUGGGGCAAUAACAUCUAGCGAGGACCGUACUCAGUCUGAUCCGGAAUACGCAACGAAUUUUAGAUUUGUUUCUAUACGAACGACAUUCGCUGACGUUAUAGUAGGUAACUGACGUAUUAAUACUACUAAUACUGGCUUUGUUAAACGAUGCGAUAUAUAAAUAUUAAGCCUUACAAUAUACAAAUAAAUACCUAUAUUCAAUAAAUAUUUAUAUAGAUAAAAACAUUUUUUUUAAG
Messenger RNA from Vanessa atalanta (red admiral), 5293 nucleotides. RefSeq names its product 23 kDa integral membrane protein-like. Lineage: Eukaryota; Metazoa; Arthropoda; Insecta; Lepidoptera; Nymphalidae. The transcript is spliced from 5 exons. Bases 302 to 1111 code for a protein of 269 amino acids. Gene Ontology annotation, cellular component: membrane. The record is from RefSeq and is a predicted model, not a curated record.